AUGAAGAGUCGAUGGCAGAGUAGCAGUAUAACUGCUGACGCGAAUCCGUGCUCUACGAACAACAAAAAAAAAUUGAAAUCGUCAGAAAAACCGUUUAAAAGCGCAUUUGAAAUGAUGAUUUUACGUCUUCUUUUUACCCCCAAAAUUAUACCUUUUAAUAUGAAAAGAAACAAAGUAUCUUGA
This is a messenger RNA of Clunio marinus, 183 nucleotides long. Lineage: Eukaryota; Metazoa; Arthropoda; Insecta; Diptera; Chironomidae. The record is from the annotation of a GenBank genome assembly.